Penicillium cataractarum is the source of this 1596-nucleotide messenger RNA. RefSeq lists its product as uncharacterized. Gene Ontology annotation, cellular component: membrane. Bases 1 to 1596 code for a protein of 531 amino acids. NCBI's taxonomy places the organism in Eukaryota, Fungi, Ascomycota, Eurotiomycetes, Eurotiales, Aspergillaceae. Gene Ontology annotation, molecular function: carbohydrate:proton symporter activity. The record is from RefSeq and is a predicted model, not a curated record. Gene Ontology annotation, biological process: carbohydrate transport; transmembrane transport. The transcript has 6 exons.
AUGGACCCCAGAACUUGGCGUACCGAUAUUUUCACAUCAACAUUUCUGAUACUCCUGCGGUACAAUGAGUUCUACGGGGAAUUCGGUGCUUCUGGAGCCCAAUGCGGCCCCCAAAGAGAGGUCUUAUGCGGUUGCCAUGCCGGAGCCUUCCUAGAUAGCCUGGCUGGAGAAGAAGAGAUCAAGCCUACGAAAAUCAGUGCUCGAUAUCCCGUGAAAGUGACACCCCUACUCUACGCAACCUGCGCCUUUGGUAGCUUUGGGGAUGCACUGUUUGGUUAUAAUUCCGGUACGAUAUCCCAAUUAGAUAGCGCCACCACCAUAGCGACUGAUGUUGGAAUAUCGGUUGCUUGUCUACAGGCGUCAGCUGCCGUCGGUGCGCUGAUUGCAGGUUGCCUCGGCGAUACGGUGGGACAAAAGAAAUGUGUUCGCAUUGGUGCCUUCAUUUACUUCUUCAGUGCAUUCAUCCAGAUGUUUGCCUCUGGAUUUGGGACAUUCGUCGCGGGCCGUACCAUACAGGGAUUGCGUGUAGGGUUUCUCUCCAUGACAGUGCCUAUAAUUCAGACCGAGAUUGCUGCACCCCAUCGCCGUGGAUUAAUGGUCGGCAUUGAGUACACAUUCUUGAUCGCCGGAUACAUGCUCUCUUGCUGGGUAGAUUACGGAUUCAACUUCCUCCUGCCAAGUGAGAUGUCAUGGCGACGCCCCUUCAUCAUCCAGAUUACUCUGUCCUUCGUCCUGUUGAUCAUGCCCUUCUUCCUACCAAAAACACCCCGAUGGCUUGCAAUCAAUGGCUUCAUGGACGAAGGUUUGCAAACAAUCACAGACCUCCAUUCAAAUGGCAACACGGAGGAUGAGCAAGUUCAGAAGGCUUUCUUUGAGAUUCAAGAAGCAUUCAUCUACGAAACCAACCUUGGUAAAUCCACGUGGAUCCAGCUGACAUGGAACGUACAGGAAAUGUUUACCCGGUACCGCAAACGAACUAUUGUUGGAAUCGCCGUGCACAUGUUCGCGCAGAUCAACGGAAUCAACAUUAUCUCUUUCUACCUUCCAAGUACCCUCGCUAGCGCUGGGUCCGACAACCGAAAAUCUCUCUUGUUCACCGCGGCGAACGCCCUCCCCUACACUGCGGCAAUAAUCGUAACUUGGUGGCUCGUAGAUAGAUGGAGGCGGAAACCCCUGCUCAUACUCGGCGAGAUCUUCCCGCUGCGAGGCCGCAGUAAAGGUAUGGCCUUGGCUACGACAAGCAACUUUUUGAUUGGCAUGGUAUCUCCAGAUGCCUUUGCCGCCGCACUAGUAUACUUCUACUAUUUCGAGACAGAAAACCAUCCACUUGAGGAGAUCAUAGUUGCGUUCGUUGCGUUCGUUGCGUUCGUUGCGUUCGUUGCGUUCGGUGAUAAGGCGUUUGCAGACCAUGACACAGAAGUUAUGGAGAUUGUUGACGCUAAGAACGAUUUGGGGAGUCUCGAGUGUGAAAGAACACUCAUUUGUCUCAAAUCACUCAUCCCAUUCUCCCCACGAGGCAAGAAUGUGAUUUCAACAUUAUUUCACCUGGUCGCCCAGACCCAGAACGGUGCCAAUGAAUACGAAAGGAUGAUUUAA